Molecule: messenger RNA, 5330 nt
Organism: Haliotis rufescens (red abalone)
Lineage: Eukaryota; Metazoa; Mollusca; Gastropoda; Lepetellida; Haliotidae
Product: hepatocyte growth factor receptor-like
Exons: 17
Coding region: 376-3816 (1146 amino acids)
Biological process (GO): protein phosphorylation; cell surface receptor protein tyrosine kinase signaling pathway; multicellular organism development
Cellular component (GO): signaling receptor complex
Molecular function (GO): transmembrane receptor protein tyrosine kinase activity; ATP binding; protein binding
Source: RefSeq, a predicted model, not a curated record
GACCGGUAUCAAUGACAGAGAGGAGGAGAGACACAGUAGUAGUGUUUCCGGUCGAAUGUACAGCUGUGUACGAGGAAGUGUUAUACACACAUAGCCUCGUCUCACUGUUUGAUGGUUCAAAUCUGACCUUUGACACCGGGCGCAUACUGUGUUUGUGACUCUCUGAGAAGAGGAACUGUUAUAUACAUGAUCGCGAGGCUGUGUUAAAACCCCACAUUAUUAGUAAGCGAGCGUCUCAACUCAUUUGACCAUUGUGAAACUUCAUCGGAUUGAUAAUGUAGCGGUGGUUCGUACAAAAUAUUGUUUCUUUGAACAUAUGGCACACAAGAUAAUGUGCAUGUUGUAUUGAGUGUGAGCAAUUGCGUCUUAACAAGCAUGGUGCACUGCAGAGGGAGAGGUUUCAGUCUCCUCGUGUGUGUGUUUUUCCUAUCGGUGGCAGCAGGCGUAUAUCCAACCUGGGAGGACACUGGACGUGUAGAUGAGGUGAUCACAGACAACAACACAGGGCACGUGUACACGGCGGGGGAGAAGGGGAUCCGUCAUUGGUCUGAAAAUCUCACUUUCAUCGCCGGUGUUGGUUGGGGCGAUGCUGACGACUGCGUUGGUGACGCUGGAGGUAAUGUGACAGCGAUGGCGUUACAGCCUGGCUCCCCUCGACUUCUGGCCUGCUCCACGGCCUGUGGGGGUCUCUGUGCUGUGUACAAUACGUCUAAUAUCACCCAGAGGUUGUGGAUGAACAAAGAAACUAACCACAGUUACAUCAACACCCGUUCUGUUCUGGUGUUCCUUGACAAUGUAACGUUGCUAGUAGCAUCAUCAACCUCGAACAAGCCGACGCCCGUCGUCCCCGUGUUGUCGUACCGACACUUGUCGUUCCCAGAUCAAGGCCAACCUAGUAUGAACAUCAGUGACAACACCGAGUCUGUCAUUUCAAGAAAACCAGAAAGCAACUACGCCAUACAUUUUAUAUCGGGCUUCACCAAGAACAAUUUCACAUAUUUCCUUACAACCCAGAGAGAAACGUCAAGCAUGAACGUCACAACCCGACUCAUUAGGUUUUGCACAAGUUACGAGUCUUUGUUCCCUCUCAUGGACUUUCCCCUGGAUUGUCGGACCAAGGACCUGACCUUAUACAACAUCGGACUAGACAUGGCGGAUACCGGAAGUUCAAUCACUGUGAGUUUCGGAAAAAACACAGACCAAUCCGACUUUCAGCAAGAUCCCUCUCUUGGAUCAGCGUUGUGCCAGUACACAUUUGAGGAUAUCAGAAACGAAAGUUCUAAUGUGCUGUGUAAGUUGAGUACAACUUCAAAUGUGUCGUGGGCAGAUGUCACCGGCGGGUGUUAUGUUCAGGACGGACAGUGUAAAGUGUGCCAGCGAACUCAAUGUCAAGGAACAUUCCUAAUAACGGACAACCAAAAACUAUUUAAUUAUAAAAGCUUUAAAUCGGACUUCAAUGCAGUCUACCGAAACAACACGAUUGUAAUUACCACAGUGCUUCCGAGUGAAGCAGAAACCGUCAACGUUGCUACUUCCGCUGGAGAAGUACUGCAACUUACGACCGGUGUUGAUGGGAACCUCUCGUUAAGCAGCAACAUGAGCGUCAGCGGUGACAGUUCCCUACCACGCCGUGUCGUCGUCCGAGACAGCAACGACUUCUUGCACCUCUUCACCAUCAGCAGCAACACGGUGAAGGAGGUUGACAUCUGUAAAGGCAGACGCUGCCAGGAAUGUAGACGUAUCAGUCGUUGUAGUUGGUGCAAGAAGUGUGUGUUCAGUGAGGCAUGCGGAGGAAGCACGUGUAAAGUCCAGAACUGGUAUCCAAAGAAAGGGCCUGGGGGAACAGUCAUCACGUUUGAGGGAUGUGGAUUCAAUGAGACAGACAAUCAAGUAGCAGUAGCUGGGAGAAAAUGUCAACUGAAGGGCACGAGUUUGACCAGGAGACAGUGCACACUGGGGAAGAAGCCAGGACAAGAAAAUCAAAAUGUCAAGAAAGAUGAGAUGAAGGUUCAGUUUCCUGACUGCUCACUUGGCAAUUUUACAAUCACGCCAGACCCAGUCAUUACAGAUGUAUUCCCGACAACAUCCAUACAGAGUGGAGGUCUGACAAUCACAGUCGUGGGGGAGAACUUUGACGCAAUACAACAGCCGCGGAUUAACAUGACUGUGUUUAACAGCACUCACGGUGCGAAUUGUACCAGAACUAACAAACCUACACAGGGGAAGGUGUUUUGUGUGACGCCACCGUUCGUAACGGAAAAUCGAAAUAAAACAACUGGCAACCUUUCUGUUAUAAUGGACGGAGUGAUAAAACAUUAUAACAUUACAGUCUAUCCAGAUCCAACCUUGGUAUACUCACGAACGCCUGUCGUGGUCAGUGAAGGAGAUAUGUUAAACAUACCUGCUACCUUCGAUGGCGUCAAUGAAACAGAUGUUCGAGUCGAAAUCGGCCCGAGCAAUUGUUCCAAUGUUCAUUUCAAUGGCACGCUGAUCACUUGUACGCCUGUGUUAAUGACUGAUGCCAAUACGCCCCGGAAUAUCACGGUUAAAAUAGGCAACAACCUGAGUCUGUAUGCAGGACAGAUCAUGUUUGUAACACGGAUGUCGCCUUCUUACCACAACAUUAUCAUCGGGAGCGUGGUAACAGUGGCAGUCAUCGCCAUCAUCGUUGUCGCUGUAGCCGCCGUCUGUGUCAGGGAGUACAAAUCAGCUCUGCAUUCACGUCUGCAAUCGGAGCUGACGUCAACUUCAGCAGAUGGACAGAAUUUAUACUUCCUAUUGGAAUCAAGAGGAGUUAAAGAGACGCUAUCUCCGGAACUGAGGCAACGCAUUGAACAGAACAAGGUCGUCCUGCCGUCAUCAAGGCUGAAACUGGGCGCUACGAUCGGCUCAGGUAACUUCGGCUGUGUGUACGCAGGCAUGUUGUACCCAGAGUCUGGGGAAGAAGAAGGGGCUGAGAAAGUCGCCAUCAAAACAAUGCUGGAUAACAGCCAGAACAUGGAUCUCUGUAGCUUUGUGGAGGAGGCGCUGGUUAUGAAGGAGUUUGACCACGAGAAUGUCCUCCAACUGUUGGGGAUUUCGGUGAGCGAGAGUCAACAGCCAAUGGUGGUCCUGCCCUUCAUGGCUAACGGGGAUCUCCUGUCCUUCGUUUCGGAUGACGCGAAGGAGGUUCGGGUGUACGACAUCCUGAGAUGGGGUGUCGAUAUUGCCGACGGCAUGAACUACCUGUCCACUCUCAAACUGGUGCACAGAGACCUGGCGGCCAGAAACUGCAUGCUUAAUGACAACCUACGUGUGAAAGUGGCGGACUUCGGACUGUGCAGAGACAUCUACGAGAAAGGCUACUAUUCCAGCGACAACAAGAAGAAGCUGCCGAUCCGCUGGAUGGCGCCAGAGAGCAUGGAGAGAGGAAGCUACAGCUCCAAGUCAGACGUGUGGUCUCUGGGUGUGGUUCUGUGGGAGGUGCUGACACGUGGAGCCACACCCUACCCGGGGGUGGAUGGAUGGGAUAUCACGCUCUUCCUCCAACAUGGCCGGCGUCUUCAACAACCCUGGUUCUGCAGUAAUGAGUUGUACGGCGUCAUGAUGGAGAUCUGGUCAAAAGACCCAGGGCUGCGACCCACCUUCUCUGAAGUGUCCGAAUCACUCACCACGUUACUCAAAAUGUCGUCAGACCAGGAAGUGACGUCAGAAAGCAAAGAUGACGGUUACGUCACAUUUCCUUCAUGUUCCCGUUAUGUUCAGCUUCGGGUCCCCGAAUAUUUUGUGUUAGAAACUGAAGCUUCAAGGGAAAAUCUAGAUGCAAUGCCUAUGUAGGGAAAAACCAGAAACGCUAUCAACAUUUCCUUUCUCGCGAGGAGGAGCAGAUAAAUGAACAGUGUCGCGUGAUUCAGGUGUGAGGACCCGCAAGUAUGAACUUUAUGUGAGAGAUUGCAGUUUAAACAUAUUAUAUCACUCAUGUGGUGCGUCAGCAUUGACAGAAAUCCCAGAUUUGGAGUAAAUGAUUAUUUGUGUUUGUGUCUUUAGCAUGACAUUGAUGUGUUUGUCAAAGGAUGUAAAUCGUCUGUUUUAUGGUUAACACGUGAAAUUGAUGUUUGUAUAUGGCUAUAGUAACUUGAGUACAUCUUCCCGAGUCAAGGGCGUUAACUGACUAUAAAAGUCCAGUUUCCAUCCUUGCCUAACUAGAGUGGAAUUUCCAGGCUCGAUCGGAGCGCCACCAGUGGCUGUUGCGGGUUAUGUACCUUUUAUGUCCCUCCUAGUGACCAAUACCACAUAUCCCUUGCAUUUGCUUCAAACAAAAUGGCGGCGCCCAGUCAAGACGAUCUGAUCGAUAAUCAAGAUCAUUUUUUGUAAUAAAACCGCGAAGCGCAUCAAAUCCCUUUUGCACCUUGAUUAAAAACAUGAAAAGAUUGUCAAAAUAUCUGUCGACGCCCAGUUGACGGUACACAUACUUUGGAAAUCCUGCAGUCGACCGAAAUCUACACGUUGAAAUCCAUGUUGUUUACCAACCGGAUGUCCAGUCCGUCACGCGAUUUUGAUUUGACUAUGCAUAGACUCGUUGGUCCAGCCAAAAGGUAACUCUAUAAUUCCAGCCUAGUUCGGCAAGGGCGGAAACUAGACUUUUAUAAUCAGUUAUAGCCUUGCCGUGGGAACUGGACUCUAUUUGUCAGUGAACGCCCUUAACUGAUGCUACGAUUUAAGAUGUGCCUACAAAGCCCCAGGCAGCAAGAUUUCAACCAGCUUACAACGGGCGCGGUGCAAUGUUCGGGCUAUUUUAGUUAUGAGCAAAAUAUGUUCAGUUAAUAAGUCCAGAUUAAUACAUGUCCGGAUAAACGCAUGUCCGGUUUAAAUACUUAUGAGUAAUGUCCCUUUGUGUGCAUGUGUAGUCUUUCCUAACAAGAUCUGCUCCCAACCCGGGGAUGUCCAAUCCUGCAUGCUCAAGACAUGUGUUCAUUAUCGAGAGGCCCGCCCAAUUACAAUCAGGAUGUUGAUGCCACGUCUUAUUAUUGUUCUAGAUUUUUAGAUACAAUAUCUAUCUAUCUGUGAUUUUGUAUUUAUUGAUUAAUAGUAUUAUACUUGCACAUGAAAACGCUAAUACACGUAUGCAUGCACUUUUUUCAAACAACGCUGAAUUAACUAAAGCGAUAUCAGUUUUAUCUAUGAUCUUCUAUUUUGUUCCUUAUAUACUUUUUAAGCUAUGAUAUCUAUUGUAUAUACUUUGUAUAAGGGUAAAGAUCAAAAUGAUGUACAUCAAAGUCUAUGCAUAUACUUAACAUGUAAAUAUGUACAUACAAACCUUGCUUGACUGAAUAUAUAAUAAACUCUCAAUA